AUGAUAAUAUUGCUGAUAUGGGUAGCGGUUCUAAUUGCCGUGGUGGUGCUGUAUUUACGUCAGGUCUACUCCAGAUUUAGCGCACAUGGCGUCAAGCACUUCAAGCCAGUUCCACUACUAGGCAAUAUGAGCAAGAUCAUCUUUCGUAUGAAACAUAUGGCAUUUGAUCUCCAAGAUUUAUACAACGCUUAUCCUGAAGAAAAAUUCGUAGGAAGGUUUGAGUUCAUGAAUGAGGCAGUGCUGAUUAGAGACCUGGAGCUGGUGAAAAAAGUUUGUGUGAAAGACUUUGAGUACUUCAUUGAUCACCGCAGCUUUGGAAAUGACUCGUUUUUCGGAAGAACGUUGUUUUUACUGAGUGGCCAAGAGUGGAAGGACAUGCGGUCUACGUUGAGUCCAGCGUUCACAAGUUCCAAGAUACGAUUGAUGGUGCCUUUCAUGGUGGACGUCGGAGACCAGAUGAUUGUAUCGCUUAAAAAGAAGAUUGAGGAUUCGAAGGGUGGAUACAUAGAUAUUGACUGCAAGGACCUCACGACCCGGUACGCUAACGAUGUAAUAGCCUCGUGUGCUUUUGGCCUGAAAGUGGACUCACAGACUGAACAGAACAAUCAGUUUUACGAGAUGGGCAAGACAGCAACAAACUUCAAUUCGCUUCAAAUGUUAAAGUUCUUCCUCAUCAUGAAUAUUCCAAGAGUUACGAAGAUAUUUAAAUUGGACUUAGUGACAAAUUCCGUGAAGAAGUUUUUUACAAAUUUGGUGCUGGAUACUAUGAAAGAGCGAGAAAUGCGAAAUAUUGUCAGACCUGAUAUGAUCCAUUUGCUUAUGGAGGCUAAAAAAGGUAAAUUAUCUCACGAUGAUGUCAAAUCUAAUGAUGAUGCUACUGGAUUUGCUACUGUUGAAGAGUCUUCAGUUGGACUAAGGAAUGUCAUUAAUCGAGAAUGGAGCGACAACGAUCUGGUCGCUCAAGCAUUCCUGUUCUUUGUCGCUGGUUUUGAAUCAAUUUCUUCAAGUGUGUGUUUCUUAUUACACGAGUUGGCUGUAAACCCUGACGUACAGGAGCGCUUGGCACAAGAGAUAAGGGAACAUGACGCUAAGAAUGGUGGCAAGUUUGACUUUAACUCUAUACAGAGCAUGAAGUAUAUGGACAUGGUUGUCUCAGAAUUAUUGAGACGAUGGCCCACAGCUGUAGCUACUGAUAGAAUUUGUCACAAGGAUUACAACAUAGGAAAACCAAAUGCUACGGCUGAAAAGGAUUUCAUAAUCCGUAAAGGUACUGGUGUCAUGAUGUCAGCCUUUGCUUUCCACCACGACCCUCAGUACUUCCCGGAGCCAGAAAAAUUCGACCCUGACCGUUUUUCUGAAGAAAAUAAACACAAGAUCAAUCCAAAUGCAUACAUGCCUUUUGGUGUUGGUCCUAGGAAUUGUAUAGGAUCAAGAUUUGCUCUCUGCGAGAUGAAGGUGAUUACCUACCAGAUUCUAAGGCACUUGGAACUGUCUCCCUGUGAGAAGACCUGCAUCCCUUCCAAGCUUGCUACCGAUAACAUAAACUUAAGGCUACAGGGAGGACAUUGGCUCAGGUUCAAACUUAGGAAAUAG
Molecule: messenger RNA, 1593 nt
Organism: Spodoptera littoralis (African cotton leafworm)
Lineage: Eukaryota; Metazoa; Arthropoda; Insecta; Lepidoptera; Noctuidae
Source: the annotation of a GenBank genome assembly